This is a messenger RNA of Halichondria panicea, 2639 nucleotides long. RefSeq lists its product as uncharacterized. Gene Ontology annotation, molecular function: protein binding; protein serine/threonine kinase activity; ATP binding. The coding region runs from base 198 to 2459 and encodes 753 amino acids. Gene Ontology annotation, biological process: protein phosphorylation. The record is from RefSeq and is a predicted model, not a curated record. NCBI's taxonomy places the organism in Eukaryota, Metazoa, Porifera, Demospongiae, Suberitida, Halichondriidae. The transcript has 2 exons.
GACACACCCUUCUUCUUACUACAUGUAGCUGUCUUUCCUCGAGAUCCUAUACUGUACUAGUACAGUACUUUAUAGUGUACUCAGUACUGUACUGUGUAGCUCUCAUUCUAGAAUUUAUAUCGUCUACCUCUGCUGACCAUCUAAUCACUGUCAAAUUGCUAUCAGAGUACUGUACUGUAGCUGCAACAACAUUAACAAUGGCUAGUGGAGAGUACUCAGACCUACCUGAUCUAAAUCUGUCAGGAGUAGAGGAAGUAAUGGGAGCAGAUUCUGAACCAAAAGUCAUUGGUUGUGGUAGUUACGCUGAAGUUUUGGAGCUAAGAUUCCAUGGACUCAAAUGUGCAGGCAAAAGAUUUCACAAAAUUCUCUACAACGAAACGAAAUCAUCGAACAAAUUGGCGAGAUCUUCUCUGGAAGAAAGUGUCUUCAGAGAACGUAGGUUCCUGGCUACCGUGAGACACCCCCACAUCGUGCAAUUCCUAGGUGUAUACAUGAGCAAACACAGCAACCUCCCCGUGCUAGUAAUGGAAUACUUGCACACUACUCUCAAUGAGUGUAUUGAAAAGUACCACAUCCUACCGGAAACAGUUGCAUACACGAUUCUCGAAGACAUUGCUCUUGCUCUUUGCUACCUUCACUCAAAAUUCAUAGCUCACCGUGACCUCUCUUCAAACAACAUAUUGUUGACAGUCGACAUGCAUGCCAAAAUUUCCGAUUUGGGCAUGGCAAAAAUUCUCAACAUCACACCAAAACAAAAAGCAAUGACAACUAAGCCUGGAACACUGUAUUGUAUGCCUCCAGAGGUACUGAUAAACAAUCCAACUUACAAGGUGGAAAUAGAUAUAUUUUCGUAUGGUAUCCUUGCUAUGGAAAUUUUCUGCGGAGAAAGCCCCGUUCCAACAAAUGAAUUCGAAGAGGAUUCCACAUGUAGUGGGGAUCACAGGUUUCGGAGACUCACGGAAAUAGCAAGGAGACAAAAGUACAUGGAUGUAAUCAAUCCAGACCACCCUAUGGUAGGGCUCAUUGAGCAGUGCCUAGACGAAGCGGACAAGCGACCAAUAGCAGCCGACGUUAAAGCUUAUAUACGCCAGGAAAAAGCUAAGCUGAACAUCGAUUGCUAUUCCAAAAUUGAAAUGCUUCAAGAAAGGCGGUGCCAGAAAAAGAAGAUUGAGAAGUUGACGAAUGAGCAAAGACGUUUAACAGAUGAGAUUACUGAUUUUAAAUUUACUGUCACUGAUCUGAAACAAGAAAUUGAAGUGUACAAAAGCGAGCCUAGCAUUGAUAAGCUUAGAGAAGAAAUAGAAACAUUGCGAAAAGAUUUAAACAGCACAAGAGAUAUGCUUCGGAAAAGAGAGAGUGAAGUAAGUGAAAAGACAAAGCAUCUGUUGAAUCGCGGUGAAAAGUAUCAUGAGAGAAUGCAUGAACUAGAGAAGCAGAGAAGUGACGCAAUGAAGAGUCUUGUUUCAGGAGAACAGCUCCAUUUACUACACGACCAAGUCAUGCUACGAGUACAGAAAGUCAGGGAUCCAUCAGAGUCCAUCAAAGCAGUGGAAAUACAUGCUCCAAUGACUGCUACCCAAAGUACACUUAUCACAUCAACACUAUACAUGGGUGGAGGGCAAAACACAGCUGAUCUGGGCGUGCGAAAUCAGGUCUUGACCGUCAAUUGGACUCAACUUUCGAUUGGUAAACUACCAGAGUGUCCUGUGAUUCAAUUUGGUCUUGGAAACAUUGGAGGGAAACUUCUAGCGAUCGGUGGGAGAACAGCUGAGGGUGAAAGCAUGACAAACAAGAUUUACGCGUUUGAUAGUGAUGCCCAUGAGUGGAAAGAAAGCGCAAUUCCUGCAUUAUCGAAACCUCGAGCUCGAGUUUGUGUUGUAAGCCAAACGGAAGAUGAAAGUAGUGCUUGCAUAGCGGCUUGUGGGGGCAUGUUUAUUAACGGCACUAGCAAGGUACAUGUACCUACUAAUCUUGUCGAGGUGUACCGCAAAGAUAGCCCACACUGGACUACUGUAACAUCUCUACCGAAAUCAAGAGCUGCACUGAGAAUGACCGUCCUACAUAACACUGUGUAUCUACUGGGUGGCUACGAAGAUUUAUCGCAAGACGGUAUGCGUGACUGCUUCAGUAUCCCUACAGGGAAUUUAUUCCAUGAGAGUCGAGAAAUUGUCUGGAGUACGCUUCAAGAACUACCUAGUCGAUCAGCUACCCCAGCACACAUUUGCGGUACCCUACUAGCAAUCGGAGGAAAAACGACGAUCAACAGUUGCACCCCAAUACACGCUUACAAUCCUAACCUGAGAAAGUGGAUACAGAUUGCAGACCUGCCUAUGGGACUGACUGAUGCUACAGCUGCUGCCCUGCCUUGUGGGAAAGUGUUGGUUGCUGGUGGUCGGGACAGUUCGGGAAACAAUAGGAACAAGAACGUGUUUUCUAUGGAACUUGUUUAUAGGAACUAACAGAUAGUGUACAGUCACAGCAAAACGUUAUAUAAAAUUUUUUAUUAUUAUUAUGGCCAGAAGUACAAUUAUUAUUAUUAUGCUGUCUUUUGUGUUUGUGUCGUUGCCUAAAAGUUUUAAUUAGCCCACACGAGGCUGGAGAUGUUUGUGUCCAUGCUUGUGGAAUUAAAUUUAUAGUGA